UAAAGUUAUUUGUCUUGCAGCCUCAAUUGGUAGCACAGCAUUUACUCUUCUUCAUCACCUCACACCAGUUGCUCUACUAGGAACUACAUUCAGAGAGCAUGGAGACUUACGGACAUACCACCACCUCCACAACAACAACCUCCACCACCACCACCACUGUUGCUAUAGGACCGGAUAUAAGUUAUGCCAAAAGUCUACGAGGUAUUCUAAAAAUUGCUGAAAUCUUUAUUUCAAUCUUGACUCUCAUCUGUGCCUCAGUAGCCAUUCGAUAUGCAAUUGCAGGUGUUGGCUGGGUGCAGUUUGUUGCUGUGGUUACAUUUAUUAUUUUCGUCACUUUCUUUUUGUUGCACUUCUUGCACAUUUUUGCCAGGAUACCAGCACCUAUGUUAUUAAUUGAAUUUGCUGUCUACGUGGGGUCGUGUGUCUGCAUAUUCAUUGCAGCCAUAGUUGCAGCCUGUUAUGGGUAUGUCGCAUCUCUUGGUGCAGCUGCCUUCUUCCUGUUUGCUACACUGGCUGUCGCCUCCUACGAGUGUGUCUACCUGUUCCGAGACUACAAGGGAACCAGGCAUCCAUCAGCUGCCUCUCCGGAUAUGGCUAAUGUGGAGAGCACUACCACAACGACCACUUAUGAAUCUCGGCCACAGUACUGAGGAGGAGGAGGAGGGGGAUGAGCUCCUCGUCCACACUUCAUCGAACAACGUCGAUACUGAUGAUGACAUUGAAAAAAUGAGCAUUAAUAAUAAUUAUAAUAAUAAUAAUAAUAAUAAUAAUAAUAAUAAUAAUAAUACUUGAAAUAAUAAUGAUAAUUAAUUAUAAUGUCUCCUUGGCAACUGUAAACAAAACCAUCUCUCACUUCUUCUUCUCCUCAUACAA
This is a messenger RNA of Octopus bimaculoides (California two-spot octopus), 873 nucleotides long. RefSeq lists its product as uncharacterized. NCBI's taxonomy places the organism in Eukaryota, Metazoa, Mollusca, Cephalopoda, Octopoda, Octopodidae. The record is from RefSeq and is a predicted model, not a curated record. Gene Ontology annotation, cellular component: membrane.